AUGAGUGAAACACAGAGGCACCUUGAUCUCUCUCGUACGCGCGAACAGCACCAAAAUUCUACGGAUGGACCGGAGAACUAUGAUAUACUAAACGAAAUUGGACAUGGCUCUUCUUCCGUCGUCUAUCUAGCCACAUGUAAACGCGGUAGACUGCGUAACCGCCAAGUUGCACUCAAAAAAGUCUCCCGUAACAUUGGAUCGAACAUGUCCUCCACUCCAGAUGCUCCCUAUAGCGCACCGCUGCAUCAGAGUCUACACCACCCGGCCAUUGUUUCACUCUUUUCUACCUUUUCUACGUCGCUCGCAUACUAUUAUAUUCUCGAGCUUUGCCCUCGUGGGACUCUAUGCGACUAUCUGCGUUCACGUAACCCGGUUGGUCUCGAAGAGAGCGAGCUUCGGAUGGUGCUUAAAACUUUGGUCAGCGCACUGGUGUACCUACGUAAAGAACUCGUUGUGCAUAGGGAUCUCAAAGCUGCGAACAUACUUUUGACAGAAGAUUACCAAGUCAAGCUAGCAGAUUUUGGACUCGCGGCUCGUCUUUUAACGAAAACUUCAACCAUCUCUACUUUUUGUGGCUCGCCCAAUCAUGUCUCGCCCGAAAUCUUAUCUCGAUUACCCUACAGUUUCUCCAGUGACUUGUGGUCCUUAGGUUGUUUAAUUAUUACUUGUUUAUGUGGAACACCUCCUUUUGAAGCUAACACUGUUCCAGAAAUUUUUGGCAAUGUAUUACGUGGAGAAUACACUGUGCCUCAAAAGACAUCGUUUGAACUGAGAGAUCUCGUGGCAAGCCUUCUACAGCUCGAUCCAGUAGAUCGAAUACCUCUGCACCGAAUAUUGUCUCAUCCAUUCUUCAAUCCUGCGUACCCAUCUCAACUGCUCUUUCCGGUAAAUCUUCUGAAGAAGGAGGAUCCUGUUGUGCACGAACCAUACAAAAUUAACGAUCAAAUGAGUGAAUAUCACCAAAAGACAGUCCAGACGACCGCGAUUAGGCCCAACCUUUCCUUACCAUCGAGGAAACCUCUGGGCGACAUAGGAAAUGGGGACCUACGUCGAUUGCUGCGUCAAGAAGCUUCAUCCUUCCAAGUAAGAGAUAACAAGCCCUUCGGCUCAGGUGAAACAAACCUAUCAAAGCGUAUCGUAUCUGAUCCUCUCCCUCGUCGGAUUACGUCCCUUGCGGCAGAGCUCUCCACAUUGCCAAGAAAAGGAACUGGUACAAGCGCCAUUCCUGAGUUGACAGCAGAUACCUCUCCAUCACUUUCCUCUGCCUGCUCUCAUGCACUUUUAUAUCCUCCUGAGACCAAAGCCAAGAACUGCGCUAAAAAAGGAUCAGAUUCUAACUAUGAGGCCGAUAUCGUCGUCCGACACCGGAGAAAUUCAGCAUCUUCCUCACCUGGAUUCGACUAUAGGGUAGCAAAAGCAAUGAAACAGGACUUGAUAAUACCCAAAGACUCCGAGGAACGAGCAGAUUCCGCAGCAACCCCGAUAGGCACGAUGCGUCCUAUUGCAUUCACAACGUCGACACUCGCUCCACAGACACAUAAGACUGUACAUGGGCAGGUGACCAUUCUCCCUUCCCGCGCUGUUCUUGUGGACUUCCGCGAGGGAGAACGAAGGAGGGGGCAUAUAGGAGACGAGGUGAUGAUCCUACAUGCUGAAAGGGGCCAGGUUGACAUAUAUAGCGCCCCCCACCUGAGUACGCCAUGUUGUCUUGCUGAGCCCAUUUCGAUUUUUGCUAUACAAGAGUUACCAAAAAAAUACUGGAAACAAUACAACGAUGCGCAACGUGUAGUUGAACAGGUGAAGCAGAAGACGCCAAAGCUUGUCUUGUACGAAACGGACACGAAAUGCACAUUGAUGAGCAACGGACCAAUAGGUGACAUUGAACUUGUGUACAAGACACAAGUGCCUCCUAAUAGCAAGCACGAAUCACGAAACGGGACUUCGAAGAACAGGAAAAAGGUUAUUUCGAUGCCUUACAUGCGUAUUAGACUAUCGCGCCAGUACCAGACUCUCGAAAUAGCAUCGUACAGCUCGGGAAGUCAUCCGGAUACGAUGCAAGAGGGUGAAUGGACAAAGAAGACGUUCACCUAUCGUGAAGGAGGAACUAUUAUGAGCGAUGUAGACCGGGCGUCCCUGGGAGCGAAGGAGAGGGAAGGUAUCAACAUGCUGAUGGAAUUUCUGCACGUAUGUUUGGGACUUGAAACGAUGACCAAAAAGGGCAGUCCAGUCAGGGAGAUACCUGCAGUGCGAGCGGGUUUAUCUAAGAUAGGCACACGGGAUACUGAAGAUGAUGGCCCCCUCCGUAAAUUCCAUGUUCCUGAUUCCAAGCACAAAAUACCGAAGAACGGAAAAGAAAAUUACAGCUACGGCGUGAAACCUAAUUCAUCCACCUCCACAUCAACUAUGGGGAAGGCGUUAGCGUCGAUUAGUUUAGCCCCACGUCCUGCUAAGUUAUCAUCAGGCACACUCUCAUGUCCCAGUGUGCCAUCACAGACAUUACACCAGGAUAGAGGGGAUUUCGCUACUUCGCAACACACAGCAAGUAGUGGAUCUACCAAAGCGCAUUCAAAUAUUCCAAGUUCUAUGCAAGAAGAGCCAAAACUCACAAACACUUAUCCAGCCGGCAUAAUUCAAACUCGAUUCAUCCCCUUGGUCGGAUGGUGCAUACGUUAUGGCUCGAGAGUGUCGCAGGGUGGCCGUUACCGCGUAAUGUUUAUCGAUGGGGCUGUAAUGGACGUUGACGCUGAUGAGGAACACAUCGAGUUUACUAGUCAGACGGGAAGAUCGACGCGGUAUGCUGUUCGCGAAUGUGCGACAGACAAUUUGAUGAGGGAACGAUUCGAGGUAUUCGAGGAGUUUGUGUCGUUAUUCGAUGAUUCGCAACAUGAAAACAUAGUGUAG
Messenger RNA from Serpula lacrymans var. lacrymans S7.9, 2901 nucleotides. RefSeq lists its product as uncharacterized. The coding region runs from base 1 to 2901 and encodes 966 amino acids. The record is from RefSeq and is a predicted model, not a curated record. Gene Ontology annotation, molecular function: protein binding; ATP binding; protein kinase activity. Gene Ontology annotation, biological process: protein phosphorylation. NCBI's taxonomy places the organism in Eukaryota, Fungi, Basidiomycota, Agaricomycetes, Boletales, Serpulaceae. The transcript is spliced from 11 exons.